Messenger RNA from Aspergillus steynii IBT 23096, 2620 nucleotides. Its product is annotated as putative C6 transcription factor. The record is from RefSeq and is a predicted model, not a curated record. Lineage: Eukaryota; Fungi; Ascomycota; Eurotiomycetes; Eurotiales; Aspergillaceae. The transcript is spliced from 6 exons. Gene Ontology annotation, molecular function: DNA-binding transcription factor activity, RNA polymerase II-specific; zinc ion binding; DNA binding. The coding region runs from base 153 to 2156 and encodes 667 amino acids. Gene Ontology annotation, biological process: DNA-templated transcription; regulation of DNA-templated transcription.
CGUCUUCCUUGCUUGUCUCGCUCUCCCCCCUCGCCCUCCUCUCGCUCGUCUCGUCUCUCCUUCGUCCGUCUCGACUCGUCCGGCUUGUCCCCGCCCAUCAUGGACUGAAUCCGUUCGCUCUUCCCAUCCUCUCGCGCGGUUCGAUUCUCGCCAUGUCCGACUCCAAACGCCGCCUGGCCCCUGCUCCGACCGGUGGAAACGCCGGCUCCGACGCCCAGCAGCGCAGGAAGAAUGUCGGCACCGCCUGUUUGGCCUGCAAAGCGCGCAAGCUGAAGUGCACCGGCAAUUCCCCCUGCGCCAACUGCGUCAAGCACGGUCUCGUCUGCACACUGAACCAAGCCGCCGACAAACGCCGCCGCGGACACAUGAAGCGAAAGAUCGACCAGCUCGAAGACAAGGAGGAUCUGUUGAUCGGGCUGGUCGGGAUUCUGCGCGAGAGCGGCAACCGACGCACGAUUCCGCUGCUGAACCUGAUCCGCAGCAACGCCACCCUGGCUGAGAUCCGCCACUACAUUGACCACGAGCUGCCGAAGGCCGAUCUGGCGCGCACCCCGGAGCUCGUGGAGGUCUGCAAUGAGGUCCAGCGUCUGCAGCAGAACGAGUCGCGGUCGGUCCGUCGCAUCCUCGACGCCAAGCGCCUCUCGGAUAUCCCGCGGUUCCGUGUCCCUGCGCUGCCCUGGACGAGUGUCACCGAGGAUGAAGACUUCGUGUCGCAUCUCGUCUCGCUGUGGUUUACCUGGUGUCAUCCGUUCUGUAACUGGGUGGAUCGCGCCAGGUUUAUUGGCGAUAUGCAGGCGGGAAGUAAGGCGGGGGCGUCGUACUGUUCGCCGUUUUUGGUCAAUAUUAUCUUGGCGGAUGCUUGUGCUUAUUCGGAUUAUCCCGAGGCGUGUGCGAAAGCGGAGGAUCCGACAACGAGAGGGUCGCAUUUCUACGAGGAGGCGAAGCGGUUGCUGGACAAGGAAGAGGGCAGGAUCUCUCUUCCGACUGCACAUGGCCUCGGCGUUCUCUGGACCUGUGCUUCCAUGACCGGCCGAGACCGCCAGGGUUGGAUCUAUCGCAGCCAAGUAGCAUACUCCGUCCAAGAGCUCUCUCACAAUUACUCCGUCCUGGCGCCCAAGGCCGAUGAAGACACUCUGCGCAUGGCCCGAGUGAUCAGCAACACGCACUGGGGCCUGUUCAAUAUCGCGACGGUCCACGCCUUGUUCGAGAAGAAAAUGCCGCCUAUCAAGCCGCCGCAACGAGUGUCUUUGCCGCCCGUCAGUCACGACUCCGACCAGGACGACUGGCAGCCAUACCCGACCUUCGCCGAGGGCAUCCAGUCGCACACGGACUGCCUGUUCAACGCCCUGUGUCAGCUCAAUCUGAUCGCCUACGACCUGUGCGCCCUGUUCUUCCGAGGUGACACCGACCGGUCGCCUGUCGAAUGCGACCGUCACACCGCGGACGCGCAUACCCGUCUGCGCCAGUGGUCGGACCGACUCCCCGACUGUCUGAAGGGCAGCAAGAUCGAAGCUCCGCAUAUUUUAUCUUUACACAUGUACUACCACGCCAUCAUAAUGACUCUUUACGGCCUCUCCAAUACCCUCCCAUCUCCAUCCCACCAACACUCUUCCCCCUACAGCAACCACCAUCACCACCAAGACUCCCAGCAAAACCCCCUCCAAGCUCGACUCUCUUCCGCCCGCACCAUCUCCCAACUCCUCCGCAUCCACCGCACCUCCUGGGGCGUCGACCGCAUGCCCGUGCACAACAUCCACUUCAUCAGCACCGCACUCUUCGUCCUCCUCGACCACCUCUCCGACGCGCCCAACCGCGACGCCUUCGUGAACAUCUGCGUCACCGCAAAAGCAUUCUCUCGCCGCUGGGAAUCCAGCAAGACGACACUGCGCUCUCUGCGCGCCACGGCGCGCGAGAAGGGGAUUGACUUGCCGACCGAGACGGAUCCCUUGUUCGCGGAGCUGGAGAGUCAGAGUCGCGGGUUGGGGUUCACCCUGGGCUUGGGGUUUGGGUUGCAGGGACAGGGGCAGGGGCAGGCCCCGUCGUUAGGUCCAGUGCUUGCGCAGGGCCAGGGGCUUGGGUCUGCGUCUGGGUCUGGGAGCUCGAAGGGGAGAGAGGAGACGGUUGUUUCGACCGAGGGAGGGAGUAGUGAUCUGUAGCCUUCUCUGGGUCUUGGUUUUAUGGAACCCAGUCGCAGACUGACCCGAUCAUCGGGGUCAUCGGGCGUGUAUCUCCUCCAUCCACUUGCUCAACUCUCAUGACCAGACAUGCACAGAUGGAUACAUGUCAUACUGGCGAACUGAACAGAUUGCUCGCCUGCCCAGUGCCUACCAGAACCCAAGGACCUUUCAUCUACCAGCCGAAUACGUUGGAAUCGGUUCGUUAGAGGACGCUCGCGGCGCCUAGACACGGGAACUUGCAUUUCGGAAUCAGUGUCGUGCUCGAAUUCCAGAAUUACAGCAUACACUUUGACUAUUCACCAUUCAUCAUAUACCAUAUACCAUACAUGAUUUCCGGUCCUUUGCAUUUAUAUUGUUUUUUAUACCAGUUGGGCUUCUGUGUUGGUUUAAUAACGUGAGGGGUUUAUAUUAAAAUUAAUGGAUACAUUUGAGUCUGGAGUUGG